Closterium sp. NIES-65 is the source of this 1413-nucleotide messenger RNA. NCBI's taxonomy places the organism in Eukaryota, Viridiplantae, Streptophyta, Zygnematophyceae, Desmidiales, Closteriaceae. The record is from the annotation of a GenBank genome assembly.
AUGGAAUCAGGGAGAAGGGGAUGGAAUCUGGGAGAAGGGGGUGGAAUCAGGGAGAAGGGGAUGAAAUCUGGGAGAAGGGGAUGGAAUCUAGGAGAAGGGGAUGGAAUCAGGGAGAAGGGGAUGGAAUCUCGGAGAAGGGGAUGGAAUCUGGGAGAAGGGGAUGGAAUCUGGGAGAAGGGGAUGGAAUCUAGGAGAAGGGGGUGGAAUCAGGGAGAAGGGGGUGGAAUCUGGGAGAAGGGGAUGGAAUCAGGGAGAAGGGGAUGGAAUCAGGGAGAAGGGGAUGGAAUCUGGAGAAGGGGAUGGAAUCUGGGAGAAGGGGGUGGAAUCUGGGAGAAGGGGAUGGAAUCUGGGAGAAGGGGGUGGAAUCAGGGAGAAGUGGAUGGAAUCUGGGAGAGAGGGAUGGAAUCUGGGAGAAGGGGAUGGAAUCUGGGAGAAGGGGAUGGAAUCAGGGAGAAGGGAAUGGAAUCUGGGAGAAGGGGAUGGAAUCUAGGAGAAGGGGAUGGAAUCUGGGAGAAGGGGAUGGAAUCUGGGAGAAGGGGAUGGAAUCUAGGAGAAGGGGAUGGAAUCAGGGAGAAGGGGAUGGAAUCUGGGAGAAGGGGGUGGAAUCAGGGAGAAGGGGAUGAAAUCCGGGAGAAGGGGAUGGAAUCUAGGAGAAGGGGAUGGAAUCAGGGAGAAGGGGAUGGAAUCUGGGAGAAGGGGAUGGAAUCUGGGAGAAGGGGAUGGAAUCUAGGAGAAGGGGAUGGAAUCAGGGAGAAGGGGAUGGAAUCUGGAGAAGGGGAUGGAAUCUGGGAGAAGGGGGUGGAAUCUGGGAGAAGGGGAUGGAAUCUGGGAGAAGGGGAUGGAAUCUGGGAGAAGGGGAUGGAAUCUGGGAGAAGGGGAUGGAAUCAGGGAGAAGGGGAUGGAAUCUGGGAGAAGGGGAUGGAAUCUGGGAGAAGAGGAUGGAUUCUGGGAAAGGGGAUGGAAUCUGGGAGAAGGGGGUGGAAUCAGGGAGAAGGGGAUGAAAUCUGGGAGAAGGGGAUGGAAUCUAGGAGAAGGGGAUGGAAUAUGGAGAAGGGGGUGGAAUCUGGGAGAAGGGGAUGGAAUGUGGGAGAAGGGGAUGGAAUGUGGGAGAAGGGGAUGGAAUCUGGGAGAAGGGGAUGGAAUCUGGGAUGGAAUCUGGAAGAAGGGGAUGGAAUCUGGGAGAAGGGGAUAGAAUCUGGGAGAAGGGGAUGGAAUCUUGGAGAAGGGGAUAAAAUCUGGGAGAAGGGGGUGGAAUCUGGGAGAAGGGGAUGGAAUCUGGGAGAAGGGGAUGGAAUCUGGGAGAAGGGGAUGGAAUCUACGAGAAGGGGAUGGAAUCUGGGAGAAGGGGAUGGAAUCUGGGAGAAGGGGAUGGAAUCUGGGAGAAGGGGAUGGAAUCUGGGAGAAGGGGAUUGA